Drosophila sulfurigaster albostrigata is the source of this 1552-nucleotide messenger RNA. It is a transcript of the gene TBCC, whose product is annotated as tubulin-specific chaperone C. The transcript has 2 exons. Gene Ontology annotation, cellular component: cytoplasm. Gene Ontology annotation, biological process: tubulin complex assembly; post-chaperonin tubulin folding pathway. Gene Ontology annotation, molecular function: tubulin binding. Bases 245 to 1309 code for a protein of 354 amino acids. The record is from RefSeq and is a predicted model, not a curated record. NCBI's taxonomy places the organism in Eukaryota, Metazoa, Arthropoda, Insecta, Diptera, Drosophilidae.
AUUUGCGGUGAGUUGGCAGCUUGACAUUAACCAGUUGUUCGCAAUAAAUUGGUUUGUUUUGUUUCUAAUAAGCUAAAAGAAAUAAAAGUUUCUGCAGUUCAUUGCGUUAUUUUGGCUACUAACAAAGAUACCCCAUAUAAUUUAGCCAAAUCAGUCACAUUUACAACAACAGGAGCUGCAGCUGCGCGCAGUUGGUGACGAGAUUUCGCAUUUGGAGCAACGUUGUUUUAAAAGUCACAACAAAAUGGAUAAUCAAAGUGACAAUAACGAUGUGCUGGAUGCGAGUGCUCGCAAAGAUUUCAUGCUGGAGCGCCUGAACAAACGCAACAAAGAUCGUCAAAACUAUUUGGACGUGAAAUUGGAGCAGCGCAACAAGGAGACGCUGCACAACGAAGGAGUCGACUUUUUUGCCCAGACCUUUGGACAACGCUCCUAUGACAUUGAGCAGCGUAUUCAGCGCCUGCAGCUGGAAAGCGGCGAUGCACCGCCGCCUGAUCUCGCCCAGCACUUUGCUGAGAUUACGAUGCAAAUUCAGGAGUUGCAACGCUAUUUGACCACAUCGACGAUGUUUCUGUCGGAUUUCAAGAUUAAAUCGUGUCAGCACAUGUUGAAUGCAUUGACAUCGGCCAGCGAUGAGGCCCGACAGCGACUGCUGCCCAAAAAGAAGUUUGGCUUCAGUGGAAAGAAGCUGGCAGCGAAACAACAACAGAAGCCACUGCAACCCAAAGUAGAUGUAGUGGACAAGUCGCCAGCGAAGACAUUUAACUGGACAAUUGCCAACGAAUCCAACGCACACAUUGUACUCCAUGGCACGCAGGUCAAUGGCCUCGAUAUAACCAUUUCCAAUGUCCACAAAUGCUUCAUUGAGCUGCAGGGACAUCCCGGCUCCGUGCAGAUCUCGAAUGCUAGUCAAUGUACGCUGUUGUGUGGGCCGGUGGCACGUUCGUUCUUUGCCGAGCAGCUCGAACGUUGCACGGUUGCCAUCGCUUGCCAGCAGCUGCGUCUGCAUUCAUCGCAUGCCACACGUAUAUAUUUGCAUGUCACGUGUCGCGCCAUCAUCGAGGAUUGCCGGCGCAUCGACAUCGAUGUCUACAACUAUGAUUAUCCCGAAUUGGAGGCGGAUUACGCUGCCUCUGGGUUGAAUAAGUCGCAGAAUAAUUACACAGAUGUGGCAGACUUUAAUUGGCUGUCGCCGGAUGUGGCGUCGCCCAAUUGGACGCUGCUCAAAGAUCAUGCGGCGCCUAAUUGGAGUGCGUUACGUCGUGAUUUUUUGAGCAGUGUGUCAAAGGAUGAUGCUGCAUUGAUAUAGUGUCGGUUUGGGCAGAGGAGGAGAACGGGAACGAGGAGGAAGCGACGUCGAUUUAGGCUGCUCCUGCUGUGCAUGCUGCUCGCCUACGCUUUGCCCUUGGGUUGGCUGCUCCUGGAGCUGCUGUUGCCGCCGCUGCCCAACAAAUUGAUGUGCAUAUAAAAUACUAUAUACAGCGUAAUAAUAAUGAUAAUAACAAUACUAUACAUAAGCUCAAUAAAUAACCGCAGCUAAUAUAGCAUAAAA